Messenger RNA from Nannospalax galili (Upper Galilee mountains blind mole rat), 1980 nucleotides. RefSeq names its product oxidative stress induced growth inhibitor 1 (gene Osgin1). The transcript has 6 exons. The record is from RefSeq and is a predicted model, not a curated record. Bases 184 to 1617 code for a protein of 477 amino acids. NCBI's taxonomy places the organism in Eukaryota, Metazoa, Chordata, Mammalia, Rodentia, Spalacidae.
CUGACUUGCCCUGGGCCGCACAGCAUAGCCUCUGGGAUCCCCAGGGCUAAUGGGCGUCUUGUUCCAGCAGUGGGCACUGUGACCAAGGCCCUCUGAGUGUCCUGCAAGCCAGGCUGGCCAGCUCUCUCCAGCCACUGGCCAUCAGGUCGGCUGCCAACUCCGAACCCCACUCCAGCCCCAGCCAUGAGCUCCUGGAGGUGUGACUCCCUCAGAGCUAGCAGCUCAGAGCCCCUCCCAGUGGUCAUCAUUGGCAAUGGUCCCUCAGGAAUCUGUCUGUCCUACCUGCUCUCUGGUCACACCCCCUACGUGAAGCCAGGUGCCAUCCACCCGAACCCUUUGCUGCAGAAGAAACUGGCUGAAGCCCCAGGGGUCUCUAUCCUGGACCAGGACCUGGAGUACCUGUCUGAAGGCCUUGAAGGCAGGAGUCAGAGCCCGGUGGCCUUGCUCUUUGAUGCCCUCCUGCGCCCUGACACGGACUUUGGGGGCAACAUGAACUCUGUGCUCUCCUGGAGGCAGCAGAAAGAGCGAGCCAUCCCCCACCUGGUCCUGGGCCGAAACCUCCCUGGGGGUGCCUGGCAUUCUAUUGAAGGUUCAAUGGUGACCCUAAGCCAAGGCCAGUGGAUGGGUCUCCCAGACUUGCAGGUUAAAGACUGGAUGCGGAAGAAAUGCAGAGGUCUUCGUAACAGCCGGGCCACAGCUGGGGACGUCGCCCACUACUACAGAGACUAUGUAUCCAAGAAGGGUCUAAGCCACAACUUCGUGUCCAGAGCCGUGGUCACAGCUGUGGAGUGGAAGUCUGAGCACGGCAGCUCCGGGACCCAGGCACCCAGCCCUCUAUUCCAGGUGAGCGGCUACCUCACCCACCAGGACCAGAGCCAACAGCCCUUCUCGCUGUGGGCCCGCAACGUGGUCCUAGCCACAGGCACCUAUGACACUCCAGCCCGGCUGGGAAUUCCAGGGGAGACCCUGCCCUUUGUCCACCACGAGCUGUCAGCCCUGGAAGCAGCCCUGCGCACGGGCACCGUGAGCCCAUUCUCGGACCCGGUGCUGAUCGUGGGUGCCGGGCUGACUGCGGCAGACGCUGUCCUCUUUGCCCGGCACUACAACAUCCCGGUGAUCCACGCCUUCCGCCGGUCCGUGCACGACCCAGGCUUGGUAUUCAACCAGCUGCCCAAGAUGCUGUACCCUGAAUACCACAAGGUGCACCAGAUGAUGCGGGAUCAGUCCAUCUCGUCGCCCAGCCCCUAUGCUGGCUACCACAGCCUCCCUGAGCACCGGCCGCUCCUCUUCAAGGAGGACCGCCAGGCUGUGUUCCAGGACCCGCAAGGCAGCCAGCAGCUCUUCGGAGUGUCCAUGGUGCUGGUCCUCAUUGGCUCCCACCCCAACCUCUCCUACCUCCCAGGGGCAGGCACCGACUUAGUCUUAGACCCGGAGCAGCCACUGAGCCCCAAGCGGAAUCCUAUUGACGUGGACCCUUUCACCCAUGAGAGCACUCACCAGGAGGGCCUGUAUGCCCUGGGGCCACUGGCCGGGGACAACUUCGUGAGGUUCGUCCAGGGGGGUGCCCUGGCUGCAGCCAGCUCCCUACAGAGGAAAGAGACCAGGAAGCCCCCCUAACAUCAGCCUGGUGUCUUGACACCCAGGCCCUGAAGAGGAGGGGGCUCCCCACAGCCUAGUGGGGCAUGAGCCCAUCUAAAGAUGCCCUGUGGGGGGACAGGUCUCCUUGGUAGGAGACCAGAACCUGAGCCUUGUGGAUGGACUGUCCGGCUCAGAGGUGUGGGGAAUUUGGGCUGCCUCACUCCAGGCUAGUCGAGGCCCAAGGCAGGAGCAGUGGCCACUGACCGAGGACCCUGGGCCAGAGCCUGAGUGAAGCUGGUUGUGUGAGCGGGAAUCACAGGGCCAGCGGAGUGCUGGGCCAGGACGACUCCAGGCCCACACCUUCCGGAAUCAGGCCCCUAAUAAAAUCAGUGAUGUAGUCCA